This is a messenger RNA of Recurvomyces mirabilis, 681 nucleotides long. RefSeq lists its product as uncharacterized. NCBI's taxonomy places the organism in Eukaryota, Fungi, Ascomycota, Dothideomycetes, Mycosphaerellales, Teratosphaeriaceae. The record is from RefSeq and is a predicted model, not a curated record. Bases 1 to 681 code for a protein of 226 amino acids. The transcript has 2 exons.
AUGGCAAAGCCGAAGUGGCAGCCUGGGGAGGAAAAUAUCCCAAAGGAGCUGCGUUCUCACAACGGCUCUGGCUUGCAAGAAGUACCGGAUUCGGGCAAGAGAGAGUCUGUUCGCGAGCGCGUGAUCGGCGAUGUUGAGCUGCACAGCAGUGCUGCGAGUGCCAAGAGACGCAAAGAAGAAGUUGAUGAUCUUCUGAAGACAAAAGCGCACCGUGGUGGACAGGGCUGGGAUGCGUAUACUGCGCCGCACGUCAGUACCGAUGGUGAUGAGUCGGAUUUCGAGGCAGCGAUCAGUGAUAAAGCGACCUCUACGCCAGACGAAGAGCUUCCACACUUUGUCACUCCAUUUGUGAUAGCUCAGGACACAGCGACCGAGACGACGGAUCAUACAGGACCUUUUCACGAUGAGAUCAAAAAAGUACUCAAGCUCCUGGAGGACUACCAUUCGGUGUUGCUCCUGGUACUCAGUACAUUGGCAAGCGGAGUUUAUGGACCUGGUUGUGUGCUUCGCGAUGCUACCAUCGAGAUCGUCCCAUACAACAUCGAAGAUAAGUACUGCGAUGUGCUGGAUGAGAUAUUCGAAGACCAGCUUCGGAAGCCGAUGCUUGAAGCAGUCCUCAAGCAGCCAUGCAUCGCGCUGCCGAAGUUGAAGACAGCCUCGACAUUGUUUGCGACCAUCUGA